This is a messenger RNA of Coprinopsis cinerea okayama7#130, 1264 nucleotides long. Its product is annotated as Utr2p. The transcript has 10 exons. Gene Ontology annotation, cellular component: fungal-type cell wall. Bases 161 to 1264 code for a protein of 367 amino acids. The record is from RefSeq and is a predicted model, not a curated record. Gene Ontology annotation, biological process: fungal-type cell wall organization; carbohydrate metabolic process. Gene Ontology annotation, molecular function: chitin binding; glycosyltransferase activity; hydrolase activity, hydrolyzing O-glycosyl compounds. Lineage: Eukaryota; Fungi; Basidiomycota; Agaricomycetes; Agaricales; Psathyrellaceae.
CGACCAUCGACUGCUGGACCUUUCGUUUCUUUCUCGUUCUGUAUACCUUUUCGCUUUCUUUGGCGCUUAAUACGUCUUGUUGAUUGAGAUUUUUUUGUUGUUAUUACAACCUCGACUGUCCCUACGAACGACGACUAUACCCCUGUGGAAACGCCAAAAGAUGCAUUCGGUGUUUGCUAUUGGCUUGCCCCUGCUGGUGAGCUUCUUCGCUGGACAAGCGGAAGCUGCUACCUGCAACGAGACCUCACCCUGCCCGCUUUCUUCUCCUUGCUGCAGUGAAUACGGGUUCUGUGGAACUGGACAUUUCUGCCUUGGAGGUUGCAACCCCUUUUCUUCGAGAGCUCUGGAUUCGUGCAAGCCUAAUCCUAUCUGCCAAUCCAAUACUUAUACCUUUGGCGACACUUCUCGUAUCGUCGAUGUUAAGCAGUACCAGGGAGAUACCCUUCUUCACGAUUGGGUACUCGAAGGCGGCGAUGUCCUCGUUACCAACGGAACCGACGGCCCUGAACUCGCUUUGACCCUCACCAAAGAAAACGAGGGCACCAAGCUCUCCUCGACUCGUUAUGUGCACUAUGGCACUAUCACUGCCAGGAUGAAGACGGGCAAGUGGGGAGGCGUUGUGACUGCUUUCAUCACGAUGAGUGAUAUCAAGGAUGAAAUUGAUUGGGAGUUCCCUGGUGCUAAGACCGACGAGGGCCAGAGCAACUUUUUCUGGCAGGGAGUGAUUCCUGAGACCAGUGCUGGUGGCUAUCAUGAUGGACUUACUGAUACUUUCUCCAACUACCACGAUUAUACGAUCGAUUGGCAACCUGAUGCUUUGAGCUGGGGUAUCGACGGCGAGAUCAUCCGUACUAUCAGGAAGGAAGACACCUUGGAUCCUGCAACUGGCGUUCACCGCUACCCAACGACCCCAUCACGAAUCCAACUCUCCAUUUGGCCCGCUGGUAUCGAAUCGAGCGCUCCUGGCACCGUCGAAUGGGCCGGAGGCAUGAUCGACUGGGACGACCCCGACUACGUUGCUGCCGGUCAAUUCUACGCGAUGGUCCAAUCCGUCACCGUUCUUUGCGCACCUCCUCAGCAGCAGGGUGUCAAUCUCACGUCCUACGUCUACAGUUCGAACCAAACCGUCGCUGAACCUUUGAUCUCGUAUACCAAUCGCUCUACUCACUUGAAGGGUAGCGCAGUGUCUGUUGGACAUGGUGGGAUGCAUGGUGUCAUUGUUGGUGCUGUCACGCUGUUCCUGCUUGUCGUCCAUGCUUUCUAG